Colletotrichum abscissum is the source of this 1896-nucleotide messenger RNA. RefSeq lists its product as uncharacterized. Lineage: Eukaryota; Fungi; Ascomycota; Sordariomycetes; Glomerellales; Glomerellaceae. The record is from RefSeq and is a predicted model, not a curated record. The transcript has a single exon. Bases 1 to 1896 code for a protein of 631 amino acids.
AUGCAAAUGAUCCGAGUAUGGCUUUUGAUGGCAUUGCCAUUAGCCACAUCGCAGAUCACAUCCACUGGCUUAACUCUUCUUUUGAACGGAAUCCCAUACUUCAUCAGCCCCCACAUCGCUGCAACUCUCUCGCUCCAAUCUGGUGUCCCUAAAGAUGUCGAGGAUAUCCUGGAUUUUGUUCCGGUCGCGGUCCUGCCAGCUGCGAGCCGGGGAGAUAAUGUGUCCCAAAUUUUCACCGCUUGGAAGGAGACUGACGACGUAUUUCAAUCCGGAUUCAUGCGGCUGCUCCUCAAUCAGACAAACAACUCGGACACAUCAAUAGUUCAAGACAUUCAAACUACCAAUGAGAUACCUUCGGCAGUGGUCAGCUUUACAACGAGGUCUAACGUGCCGAAGGGCCCUUAUUUUCUGCGCAAAGGCACCGGAGAUCUACAUCAAGCGUACCGUCUUUACGACGAUACUGCCGGUGCCUUCACCGAAGCCUUGCUAGACAACAGUGAUGGCACUUUUCAAGUCUUGUCAGCAAAAAUUCCCGGUUCAGCUACGUUCACCAUCGGCGUGCCUUCACGAUUAUACUACGAGCCUUCAAAAAUCAAGCCACUGGCUGGUGUCCGCAUUGCCGUUAAAGACAUCUUCUCGCUGGCCGGAGUUAAACAGUCAAAUGGGAACCGCGCAUGGUAUCAUUUAUACCCGGCCAAUAACGUCACGGGAACAGCCAUCUCGAGACUCAUCGAAGCCGGCGCCAUCGUCGUAGGUACGCAGAAGUUGUCCCAGUUUGCAACGAGCGAGGUUGCUACUGUGGACUGGGUUGACUACCAUAGUCCUUUCAAUCCGAGGGGAGAUGGCUAUCAGGACCCAUCCUCUUCGAGCUCGGGCGCAGGUGCUUCUGUUGCUUCUUAUGGUUGGCUCGACGCUGCCGUCGGAACUGAUACAGGGGGCAGCGUCCGUAGCCCUGCAGGCGUCAAUGGCGUCUUUGGCAAUAGAGCAUCGCACGGAGCUGUGAGUGCCGAUCACAUCAUGCCGCUAUCUGAGCCUCUGGAUACUGUUGGCUUCCUUGCCCGAGACCCAAAGCUGUGGGAUAAACUUCAGGCUGUCACAUAUGGCUCCAACUACACUUCUCUGGCGGAAUUGAAGCCGAAGUAUCCGACCAAGAUCAUGACGGUGUCGUAUCCCAACUCCAGCACUGAGGCAGGUUUACUUUUAAACAACUUCGCGACCGCAUUGGCUAAGUUUGUGGGUGGGAACGUGAGCGCUUUGAAUGUGGCUCAGCGCUGGAGCACGCGCGAAACCAACCCCAACGCCGAACUCAACUUCACCGAGACUUUCAACAUCACUUACCCAGUUCUGACUGGGAAGGGUCAAGACGAUGCGGUGGUCCAGCCAUUCUUUGCAGAUUAUGCCAAACAAUUUGACGGUCGUCAGCCGUUUGUAAACCCAUCCCCACUGGCACGAUGGGCUUGGGCUGCCAACUACUCCUGGGAUGAGGCCAUGCAGAACAAGACAAUGUUCAUGAACUGGUUCAAUGAUCAUAUCCUACCUCCGGUCAACGACACCCUGCAAUGCUCAUCCGGGCUCAUUCUAUAUGCUGGCAAGACUGGGACGCAGUCUCCGAGGAACCGAUACGACAUCGCGCCACCAGCGCCAUUCGCUGGCUUCUCAGCGGCCCGACUGUCUGUCUUUUCCGGAUGCCCUGACUUGAUAUACCCAGUGGGUGAGGUGUCCAGCUUCAGCACCCUCACCGGUCAUAGUGAGAAGCUGCCGGUGGCGGUAGGCAUACUUGCGGCGAAGGGCUGUGAUGGACUUUUGAGUAGGCUAGCGAUCGAUCUGGUGAGCGAAGGCAUAUUGAAAGUGCCGGAGGUUGGUGGUAGUCUUAGCGGUGGCCCAAUUCUUAUGUAG